AUGUCAACUACCACCCAAACACUCUUCGUCCCGCACCUCGGCGGCAUCGACGUCGGCUACCGCCUGUCGCAGCCGGCCAUUGACCGCGCCAAGCCCACCGUCGUGCUCUUCAACCCGUUCACGGCCACCGCCGACUACUACGAGCCCGAGUUCCAGAAUGCGGACCUGUGCGCGUCUGCCAACCUGGUCGCCGUCGAGCCUUUGGGCCACGGCCGCACAAUGGCCCGGUCGGGCGCCGGCGCCACGUUUACCUACUGGGACUCGGCGCACAUGGCCCUGCAGCUGCUCGACGCGCUCGGGGUCGACACGUUCUUUGCCCUCGGCACGUCCCAGGGCGGCUGGAUCGCUGUGCGCCUGGCACUGCUGGCGCCCACCCGCGUCUUGGGUGUAGUGCCCGUCGGCUCGUCCAUGGAUGCCGAGUCCGCCGAGAGCCGCGCGCUCGGCUGCUGGGACGGCCCUGCUGCUACCGCCGGUUUCGUGGCGCAGGCCGGCGCGCCCACUGCCGACACGGCCGCCGACGCGGACUUUGUGCCGGGCGACGGCUACUGCGACUUCUUGAUGGAGAUUGGCUUUGGCCCGACCGUGACGCCGGCCAUCCGCGGCGUCUGGUCCAGGAGCCUUGCGCGCAACUACCACGGCGCGGCCGGCAAGCAGCGCAUCAUCAUGGCCGCCGUGGCCCUCGCGACGCGCGACAGCCUGCGCGCACGGCUGCCGUGCGUGCGCUGCCCCGUGCUGUGGCUGCAGGGCACGGCCGACGCCGUCUUCUCCCUGCAGCAGGCCGCGGCCGACCUGCCUCUCUUUGCCAACGCGGCCGACGCGCGGCUGGUGCCGUGCCCCGGCGGCGUGCACUUUCUGAGCCACACGCACAAGGACGUACUGCACCGCGAGCUACUGGCCUUUGUGCACAACUGGACGCGCGGGGCCUGGGCGCAGUUAUAG
Messenger RNA from Sporothrix schenckii 1099-18, 939 nucleotides. RefSeq names its product microsomal epoxide hydrolase. Bases 1 to 939 code for a protein of 312 amino acids. NCBI's taxonomy places the organism in Eukaryota, Fungi, Ascomycota, Sordariomycetes, Ophiostomatales, Ophiostomataceae. The transcript has a single exon. The record is from RefSeq and is a predicted model, not a curated record.